Molecule: messenger RNA, 1191 nt
Organism: Mytilus trossulus (common blue mussel)
Lineage: Eukaryota; Metazoa; Mollusca; Bivalvia; Mytilida; Mytilidae
Exons: 1
Coding region: 1-1191 (396 amino acids)
Molecular function (GO): nucleic acid binding
Source: RefSeq, a predicted model, not a curated record
AUGACAUAUCUUCGUAAGAUACAUAAGUUUAGGCAGCAAGGGCGUCAUAUUGUAUAUCUGAAUGAGACUUGGUUGAACACCAAUCAUGUAGUAAAGGGUGACUGGCUGGAUGUUCCCAGGACGUCCAUGUCUGUCUUUGAGCCACACUGUAAAGGUACCCAUCGGAAAGUACCUUCUGGCAAAGGUACUAGAUUGAUAAUCUUAGAUGUUGGCUCUUCUCAACAAGGCCUAAUCCCCGGAUGUGGUCUUAUAUUUGAGUCGAAAACCAACAGCUCUGAUUAUCAUGACGAGAUGAAUAAGGAGCACUUUACAGAGUGGUUCAGAGAUACACUUCUCCCUAAACUGCCUCCUCGGUCUGUAAUUGUAAUGGACAAUGCUCCGUAUCACAGUCACUUAGAUCCUGACUCACGGGUACCAAACACAAACAGCAACAAGUUAGAGAUCUCGGCAUGGCUGGAGAAGAGCAAUGUUCAGUAUGAUAAGAAAAUGAAAAAGACCGAGCUGCUUGAUUUGGUGAAGCAAAAAAAGCCUCAACCUAGGUAUAUAAUAGAUGACCUUGCAUCAGCUAAUGGCCAUGAGAUUUUACGCACACCUCCUUAUCAUUGUGAGCUCAAUCCCAUCGAACUGGUUUGGUCUUACUUAAAAGGCUAUGUAGCUAGAAAUAAUUCUAGUUGCAAUAAAAAAGGUAUUACUCAGCUUUUUUUGGAGGCCAAGUCCCAUGUCGAUGCGGAGCGCUGGGCUAAAUUUGAGACUCGCGUGGUAAGGGAGUUUGAGGAAAAGCUCAGGAAACUAGAUGGUAUCAGGGAUGAAGACGUCAAUCCAGUGGUGAUUGACAUGACAGACGAUGACAGUGAUGACAGUCAAAGGACUAUUCCUUACAUGUUUUCUGAGGGGGAGGAGGAGGGGAACAAUGAAAAUGACGUUGACUUUGAGGACAGUGUCCCUGAUACCACCAAUGAUGCUGAUGAGAUUGUGUGCAAUACCUGUGGUAGCAUUGAACCACCCAAAUCCAUUCAAAAGGACAAGUAUAUAUCCUGGUUUCAGUGUGAUGCUUGCGAUCAGUGGGUACACAACAGGUGUUGCACAAAACCUGCUCUUGUGAGGAAUGUCUGUCUUCGGUGCUUUUCCAUUCUUAACCACCGAAACCUCAGUGAACCACUGAUUUCGCCAAUUGAAGAUAUGGAACAGUGA